This is a messenger RNA of Lolium perenne, 643 nucleotides long. RefSeq names its product photosystem II 5 kDa protein, chloroplastic. The record is from RefSeq and is a predicted model, not a curated record. Lineage: Eukaryota; Viridiplantae; Streptophyta; Magnoliopsida; Poales; Poaceae.
CCAAAUAGCCCCGCAGCAAAACACACCCCCACUAGCAUCAUCAAACACGCACACACCCAGGUCGAUCGACGCAGCCAAGAACUCGACCCCGAUGGCGUCGCUCACCAUGAUGGCGUCCCUCUCCGCGGCCGUGGCGGUCGACCGGCGCGUGCAGCAGCAGCAGGCGGCCGCCACCCCACGCCGCGGCCUCGUCGUGGCCAGGGCCACCAAGGUCGACGGCCAGGAGCCGUCCGCCAAGCUGGCGGUGGAGUCCAGCACCGACGGGCGCCGCGCGGUGGUGUUCGCCGCCGCCGCCGCGGCCGUGUCGGCCUUUGGCAGGGUGGCGUUCGCCGAGUCGGACGUGAAGAAGGGGAGCCCCGAGGCCAAGAAGAAGUACGCCACCGUCUGCGUCACCAUGCCCACCGCCAAGGUCUGCCACAACUGAGGGCCUGCGCGCCGGCCGCCGGGCCUGGGGGAUGACGAUGCGUGUGCCGUGUGGGUGGUAAAUAUUAAUUGUACUACGGUUUUUAUCUCUUGUCAAAGUUCGAGCUUAGAUGCAUAAGGCCGCGCGAGCGCGCUCGUUUGGACGUCGCCAUGGACGGCCUCGAAGCAUUGUUGUAUUAUCCAUUGCAAAUUCUGGGGUGAAACCGGCCUUGUUUAAUCA